AUAUCUAUCGACAUGAGUGUCGGAAUCUUACAAAUAAUAUAUGUUCUAUAAAAGAAGAUCCAUGAUCCAUGGAUGGACGAACUUAAUUCAAUCCAUCUCCUAUUAGUUCAAAACAAAGAAAUUAAGAUUCUCUCCUCUCAUCUGGGAUGUUGUUGCUAGCUUUUACUUUGCCUCGUCAACACGCAAAGCGAUGUGCGCCCGGCUUUAAGAUUCUCUUCUCUGAUCUGGCGUGUUAUAUUCUCUCUCUUUCCAUUCGCCAAUCUCCAUCCACCGGGAGAGCCAUGGAGGGACGCGGAGGGUUCCAUUUCCCCCUCGUUGUGGCAGCGGCGUGCCUCCUCCUCCUCCUCCCUCCGCCUGCCCACGCCAACCCUGAAGCCGUCGAGUACUGCGAUAAGAAAGCCGACUAUGCUGUCAAGGUCACGGGGGUAGAGAUUACUCCCGACCCGGUUGUGCGAGGCAAGCCAGCUACAUUCAGAAUCUCAGCAACUACCGGAGUUUCCAUAUCCAAGGGGAAAUUGGUUCUUGAUGUCAAAUACUUGGGGAUGCAUAUUCACAAAGAGACUCGUGACCUUUGCAAAGAGACAUCUUGCCCAGUAUCAAUUGGUGAUUUCAUGUUAUCCCAUGACGAGAUACUUCCAUCAUACGCUCCACCAGGCUCUUACACACUUAUCAUGAGGAUGGUUGGAGAGAAUGGUAGCCAGUUGACAUGCAUCAACUUUGAUUUUAGUAUUGGAUUCAUGUCCCAAGUUGCUGAUAACUGAACGAGGAAAGAUGAACCAUCAAAUGUGUUUUGGCCUUAGGCAUAUGUAUGUACAUGUUGCACCAUGGGCAUGGUCCUGCUUUUAGGUUUUGUUACAAGUCAGCUGUAUCAAGGCUAAGUACUUCACCAUUCGAUAAUGAUGAGAAAUAUGAUUGUCCUUGCAAAUCCUUGGAUGGUUA
Molecule: messenger RNA, 939 nt
Organism: Phoenix dactylifera (date palm)
Lineage: Eukaryota; Viridiplantae; Streptophyta; Magnoliopsida; Arecales; Arecaceae
Biological process (GO): intracellular sterol transport
Molecular function (GO): sterol binding
Source: RefSeq, a predicted model, not a curated record